ACCCAAUUGGGGAUCCCUGAUCAGUGUGACCAGAGACAGGGUCGGAGAAACAUGGAGCCCAACACUAUCCAGGUGACAAGGAUGGAAUAUGCCAUGAAGUCCCUCAGCCUUCUCUACCCCAAGUCCUUCUCCAGGCAUGUGGCAGUGAGCACCUGCACCUCAAUGGUGACCCAGCAGCUACUGACCGAGUCCAGCCUGGAAGCCCCCAAGGCCCGGCCCUGCAGAGUAAGCACUGCUGACCGGAGUGUGCGGAAGGGCAUCAUGGCGCACAGUCUCAAGGACCUCCUCCACAAGGUCCGGGACACCCUGAUGCUGGCAGACAAGCCCUUCUUCCUGGUGCUGGAGGAAGAUGGUACAAUUGUUGAGACAGAAGAGUAUUUCCAAGCCCUGGGGGAUGACACAGUGUUCAUGGUCCUCCAGAAGGGGCAGAAAUGGCAGCCCCCAUCAGAGAAGAGUACUAGGUACCAACUCUCCCUCUCCCGUAAGCCCGGCAAGAAGAUUGAUGUGGCCCGUGUAACCUUUGACCUAUACAAGAUGAACCCACAGGACUUCAUUGGUUGCCUGAAUGUGAAGGCCACUCUGUAUGGCACCUACUCCCUUUCCUAUGACCUGCACUGCUACCGGGCCAAACGCAUCAUGAAGGAAGCUCUUCGUUGGGCCCUCUUCAGCAUGCAGGCCACAGGCCAUGUGCUGCUUGGCACAUCGUGUUAUAUGCAACAGUUCCUGGAUGCCACAGAGGGAGGGCAGCCCCCUGAGGGCAAAGCUCCAUCGCUCAUCCCAUCCUGUCUGAAGAUGCUGCAGUGAAGGCCCAAGUCCUUGGAGGCAUUCCCCAGAGAAGGAAUAGACGGGGGGCCCCCAUGCUCAGCUAGUAGCACCUACAAACCCAGUUAGGCAGCUUCUUAUCUUGCCACACCUUCCUCACCU
Molecule: messenger RNA, 924 nt
Organism: Lynx canadensis (Canada lynx)
Lineage: Eukaryota; Metazoa; Chordata; Mammalia; Carnivora; Felidae
Gene: CIDEC
Product: cell death inducing DFFA like effector c
Exons: 6
Coding region: 52-804 (250 amino acids)
Biological process (GO): regulation of apoptotic process; apoptotic process
Source: RefSeq, a predicted model, not a curated record